UAAUUUGUAAAACUUUCCCGUUAACUUCGAACCGGCGGGCACGUAACUGAAUCCUCACUCGAGAAACCCUAGAAUUUCCGUUUUCAUUCUGGAAUUUUCUGCCCUUGCCCGCUCGCCAUUGCAGUCAAGCAUUCAACAAUUUACCGCGUGUCAAAAGUUUAGUUUAGAAUUCUGGUGUAGUUCUAAUCCCUUAAAAUAACCCUUUCAUUGAAUUAACAGUUAGUUGAAAAAAAAAAAUUAAUUGUUGGGGUUUUAUUUCAUGUUUUACCAAUGGAUAUGGACAUAUCACGUUGGAUUUUGGAGUUUAUUCUUUGGCAACCUCUCGAAGACACCAUCUUUAACGCUCUAAUUGGCGUUCUUCCUCUUCCUAACGAAGAUUCUCGGCUCAAGAAGGCCCUAAUCCUCCGAAAAAUACAGUCCGAGAUUUCGAAUGGGUCCGUUUCUGAGAAAAUCCUCGAAUUUUUCGAGGUAAUGGAAGAACUGUAUACUCAAGAAGGAAUUGAAUCUUCAGAAGCAAUGAAAGCCGCUUAUUGUGCGGUGGCAGUGGAUUGUACAGUGAGGUUUUUGAAUAAUAAAAGUGAAAAAGUGAAUUACUUUGAAGCAGUAAAGAGGAUAUGGAAACAGAGGAUCAAUAAAUUGGAGAAAGUGGAGAAUGUGGGCGUGGUAUCGGAAGAAUUAUGGAAGUGGAGGGAUGAGAUUGAAGCUGCGUUAUGGGAAGACAGGCGUUGCCAAAAUGUGAUAAUGCGGAGUAAAAGCAUUUCAGCUGUUGUGGCAGUGAAGGUUUUUGUUAAAGAAGCUAAGGAGAGAAUUGGGCCUCCUUUUCUCGAGGUUGUAGCGGAGACUUUGAGGCGCGAUGAUGCAGUGAAGGCUUAUUUAGGUUUGGAAAACAAAGAAGAGCAUGGUGAGAGGAUAGAGAGUUUAUCAAUCGCGGGUCAGGACUUGACUUGUUGUAACCAUGAUAAAGAGGCAAACAAGAGAAAUGCAUUGCGUAAGCGCAAGCAUGUUGCUUUCAAGCGCACAAGAGGAACAACACCAGCUGGAGUUUGCAAAGGUGUCAAAAUUGCUGAUUCUGCUGAGCCGGGAGUUGAGGCAUCACGUGUAGAGGAAGAUUUACUGCAUACUCCGAAAAUUGACAACGCACAGGAAGCGCUUAAGUUGAGUUCCUUGGAGUUGCGUGCAGGGGUGAAGGACCCUCUCCCUGAGGCACUGGAACUAGCUGAGACUCUGAUGUCCUUGGGCAGGGAUAGUAGUGCUCAGCAACCUGCAGAAAAUGAAAACGGAAGAGCCCCUCAUCUUGUGGUUGAUAGUAAUGGAGUGGUUCAAGCUAAUGGCGGGAAUGAAGAUGACCAGCUCAUUGGUCUUCAAAAUGCUGCACCCAAGCCAAGCAUAAUGGCUCGAAACAGCACUGCUCAUACAUUUGAGUGGAACGAUUCAAUCGAUAACUUAAGCGAAGGAUCACCAAGUAGUGGGAGGAGGUUUAUGUUACCUACCCCCAGGAGGACGAAGGUUUUCCCCUUGAAGAAGUAUGAAUUUAAAAAAGUUACAAAGAGGAGGAAAUCCAAGAGAUGGAGUACGAUUGAAGAAGAAACUUUGAGGUCUGGUGUGCAGAAGUAUGGUGUCGGAAACUGGAGGCUGAUCUUUGAUACUUAUCAUGAAAUAUUCGAAGAUAGGACUCCGCCUCGGACAUUUUUGUUCAGGGUGACUUGAAGGACAAAUGGAGAAACUUGACAUCCUAGCGAGAAAUUUGAAGAGAUCUGGUAAUGUAUGGACGUCCCUUUUUUCUUAGGAUGUAAAUUAACUUUUUCAUCGUGUAAAUGCAAGCUGCGUUGAGGGAUCUUGCUUGAUGUAUUGUAUACUAUAGAUGAACUUUGAUGUUUGACAUGUUGUCCCUCUAGACAAAGCUGUGGAACAUGUUUGUAUUAGUGGAUAUGAUGUAAAUAGAGUUGUCAUAUUUAGGGUAAUCAGUAGAAGAGCUUUGAGAAAAUAGCUGAUAGAUGUGGCUCACAAUUUUGUCAUGGACCUCAAAAUACUCUUCUACAUUUCAGAUGACUGCGUUGUCAACUACACGUUGCACUUUGAUGUAAUCAACUUGUUUUAUGAAUUCGAAAACACACCAGGGCUCCUCUGUUGUCUUCAUUUUUAA
Messenger RNA from Nicotiana tabacum (common tobacco), 2143 nucleotides. Lineage: Eukaryota; Viridiplantae; Streptophyta; Magnoliopsida; Solanales; Solanaceae. The record is from RefSeq and is a predicted model, not a curated record.